Manis javanica (Malayan pangolin) is the source of this 3453-nucleotide messenger RNA. RefSeq names its product folliculin (gene FLCN). Gene Ontology annotation, cellular component: cytosol. Gene Ontology annotation, biological process: positive regulation of TORC1 signaling; positive regulation of transforming growth factor beta receptor signaling pathway; negative regulation of transcription by RNA polymerase II. Gene Ontology annotation, molecular function: GTPase activator activity. The record is from RefSeq and is a predicted model, not a curated record. Lineage: Eukaryota; Metazoa; Chordata; Mammalia; Pholidota; Manidae.
AGGGGCGGCGAAAUAGCGAGGUGCGGGCCGCUGUUUCAGGCUCCUCGCCAGACUUCAGAGUUGCGGGGCUGCUUGGUCACUUCGAGCGCGGGACCUGGCAAGGCCUUGUUCCCCUCGCGGUGCAGAGGUGCGCGCGGACAGCCGUCCGCCCCCUCCGCGAGGUGGGCGGAUGGUACGGUCCGGCCGAGUCACGCGGCUUGGGCUCGGUUCCCGGGCUGCUGCGGCACCGGGCGCGGGGCGGCGGCGGCUUCCCCGCGCGGGUGGGGUAGGGGCCAGUGAGCAGGCCGGCGUCUUGGCGCUGCUGGGCGCCGGGACAGCGACUGGAAGAAGCGUGCGGGGCGGGCCGCGCGAAGCUGACACGCUGUCGGGUGCGCGUGGCCGUGAGUGCCGGCCCGGCUGGGGCCUUCCCCGCUGGUCGGAGUUGAGUGCGGCCGGCGCGCCCGGGGGUCGGUGCGGAACGGAGGCCCAGAGCGGCGACGUGCUUGUCUAGCCAGUCCGAGGUGGGCCGAGGACUCGAGCCGGGGCUGUCGGGCCGCUGCCUGGAGGGGGAACACCAGGUCUCAGAGCUGAAGUGUGACUGCUGCCACCCUGCCAACUCAUUUGGAAACGGCCUUGUGUGCUCUUGUCUAGGUGGACAGUGGAUGCGAGAUUCUGCUGAGUGCCUCGUGCUGUCUCCCAAGGACCAUGAAUGCCAUCGUUGCUCUCUGUCACUUCUGCGAGCUCCAUGGCCCCCGCACUCUCUUCUGCACAGAAGUUCUGCAUGCCCCACUUCCGCAAGGCGCUGGGACUGGGGACAGCCCUGGCCAGGGCGAACAGGCCGAGGAGGAGGAAGGUGGCAUUCAGAUGAGCAGUCGGAUACAUGCUCACAGCCCAGCAGAAGGGGCCAGUGCAGAAUCCAGCAGCCCAGGGCCCAAAAAGUCAGACAUGUGUGAGGGCUGCCGAUCACUUGCUGCAGGGCACCCGGGGUAUAUCAGCCAUGAUACAGAGACUGCGAUUAAGUACGUCAGUCACCAGCACCCCAACCACCCCCAGCUCUUCAGCAUUGUCCGCCAGGCCUGUGUGCGGAGCCUGAGCUGUGAGGUCUGCCCCGGCCGGGAAGGCCCCAUCUUCUUUGGGGAUGAGCAGCAUGGCUUUGUGUUCAGCCACACCUUUUUCAUCAAAGAUAGCCUGGCCAGGGGCUUCCAGCGCUGGUACAGCAUCAUUGCCAUCAUGAUGGACCGCAUUUACCUCAUCAACUCCUGGCCCUUCCUGCUGGGCAAGAUCCGAGGGAUCAUUGAUGAACUCCAGGGCAAGGCACUUAAGGUGUUUGAAGCAGAGCAGUUUGGGUGCCCUCAGCGUGCCCAGAGGAUGAGCACGGCUUUCACACCCUUCCUGCACCAGAGGAAUGGCAACGCGGCCCGCUCGCUGACAUCCCUGACAAGAGAUGACAACCUGUGGGCAUGCCUGCACACCUCCUUUGCUUGGCUCCUGAAAGCCUGUGGCAGCCGGCUGACUGAGAAGCUCCUGGAGGGCGCGCCCACCGAGGACACCUUGGUCCAGAUGGAGAAGCUCGCAGACCUAGAAGAGGAAUCUGAAAGCUGGGACAACUCUAAGGCUGAAGAGGAGGAGAAAGCCCCUGUCCCGCCAGAGGGUGCGGAAGGGUGGGAGCUGGCCAAAUGCCCAACAGAUUCUUCCUUGCUGGCAGACUGUGGAAACUGGCAGCCCCGAAAGCUGUCCAUCUUCAGGUCCCUUCGGCACAUGAGGCAGGUCCUAGGCGCUCUGUCGUUUCGCACGUUGGCCUGGCAUGUUCUCAUGGGGAACCAGGAUCGUGUUUGCCUAGUGGGUUUUCUAAGAAAUUUUGACCUGUGCGAACAGAAGGAGACCAUGCUGCCGGUGGGCUGUGUGCGCAUCAUCCCUUACAGCUGCCAGUAUGAGGAGGCCUACCGGUGCAACUUCCUGGGGCUCAGCCCGCACGUGCAGAUCCCCCCGCACGUGCUCUCCUCAGAAUUUGCUGUCGUUGUGGAGGUCCACCCAGCCGCCCGCUCCAGCCUCCACCCAAUCGGGUGCGAGGGUGACCAGUCUCUCAGGAAGUAUGAGUUUGUGGUGACCAGUGGGAGUCCUGUAGCUGCAGACCGAGUCGGCCCAACCAUCCUGAAUAAGAUGGAAGCAGCUUUGACCAACCAGAAUCUGUCUGUGGAUGUGGUUGACCAGUGCCUCAUCUGCCUCAAGGAAGAGUGGAUGAACAAAGUGAAGGUCCUUUUUAAAUUCACCAAGGUGGACAGUCGGCCCAAAGAGGACACACAGAAGCUCCUGAGCAUCCUUGGGGCAUCCGAGGAGGACAAUGUCAAGCUGCUUAAGUUCUGGAUGACAGGCCUGAGCAAAACCUACAAGUCACACCUCAUGUCCACAGUCCGCAGCCCCACGGCCUCAGAGCCUCGUAACUGACGCCUGCGGGGCUCCAUCCCAGGAUGUGCCUUCUGGGAAGCCGUGAUGGCUGUACUUGCCACCAGGCGCAGAGAUGGGCCUCUGGUUGCACAGAUUCUCCUGUUUCUGAGGAGCUGGCAUAGAGCUCUUCCCUGGCAAGUGAUGGAAGCUGGGCAGAAUCUUGCCCUCUGUGGGAUUUGGGACUGGUGUAGUUUCUGGCAUCACCAACCCACAGGCUCUUUGAGUUGCUCCAGCCUUGAACAGGGCAGUGGGAGACUUGUGGCGAUGGGUCCCUGCAGAAGACUCAGAAAUGUGCAUCUCAUGCCUCUCAAGGACUUGGACCUCAAAAUUUAUAGGGAAAACACAUCAGGGCAGACCCAGCAUUUAUCCACAAUAACAACACAUCUUCUCUCAAGGUUAAUGAUCAGACCUUUUCUGUUCUGAAAUGCAGCAAGAGUUGUCUGGGUUUUGAAUGCAUGCCUGUAUAUUUUGCCACAGUUGUGAAUUUUUUAGGACAUGCUUAGUCCUCUUUAGUAAUCUGGUUUUGUGUGCAUGCUCUGGGAAGGACUUUUGGGAAUGGAGUGGAUAUUUUCCUCUUUGGAUCCUCUGGGAUUCACGUUCUGAAUCAUGACUGCCAAGGCUCUGGCCAUGCUCUCCUGUGGUGGCUUUAUAAUUACGCUUAGUUGAGGACAAGGCCUUGCUGGAUUUCACACAAAGGCGAUACUUUGCUGAAAUGUCAAAUGGAGCCAUUUGACUUGCCUAACUCACUGUAUAUGGAGAAGAGAAACCCGCUAGUUAAUUCUGUGCCACUGUAAACAUUUGCAUUUGGCUGCAGUUAACUGUUUUCAGAGUACGGUGGUGUAAGAGUCUCAUCAUCCUAGUGUACAUUUUUAAUAAGGAUCCAUGGCUCGAAGGGAUUUUCCAGCAGUUUUGUUGAUUUGUUUAUAGUUAUUUGUGUUUAAUUUAAAUUUAACAUAAAGACUACGUUUAUAUGACUAGGUGUCUAUCAUGUUAGAACAUUAAAACACAAUAAAGAUGUAUUUUUAUAAA